Messenger RNA from Pseudogymnoascus destructans, 438 nucleotides. RefSeq lists its product as uncharacterized. The coding region runs from base 1 to 438 and encodes 145 amino acids. Lineage: Eukaryota; Fungi; Ascomycota; Leotiomycetes; Thelebolales; Thelebolaceae. The transcript is spliced from 3 exons. The record is from RefSeq and is a predicted model, not a curated record.
AUGGCUCGCACCAAGCAAAAGCCUGAGCGCCACGUCGAUAUUCACAAGACUGCGCGCCGAGCCCGCCAAGAAAAGAUCUGGAGCUACAAUGCCCAGAAAAGGAACUGGGAGCGGGAUCACCCUGGCUCCAACUUCCCACAACAAGCCCCUCGCCCUGUCCCUCCUUUGAGCAAGGCUUCUGUCAACAAACGGAUCGUCGCCGAGAUCCGACACUACCAGAAGUCGGCCGCCUGUCAUACUGACAUUCGUUGCACUCAGUUUGCUAUCAAACUCAAGAGCAAACUUAGAAAUCUCCUCCUCAAACCUACAAGUCACCAUACAUAUCUUGGCUUAUCACACCAACAACAGAAGCAAUACUACUCAACGAUUGCUGCAAACUCUUCUACUACAUCUGUUUAUGCUACAUACAUCACGGCAUAUCAUUUGGACACUCAUUGA